ACGGCUGAAAGUGACAACUGCAACAGGGAAAUUAGCACAAUUUCAUUUUCAUAAAACCUUCGUCUAUUGGACUUCGCAGUGUCCUAAUCACCGUGCAGGUGACAUAUGAGGCAUGAGCGGUGCAGUCAGACAGAUCACUGUGUCCACUGACCCGGGGACCCCUUAUUUCCUGCGAGUUGACUUUGCUGUCAAUCUCAGUGCUGGGUUCACACUAGCUCUCUCCGAUGGCAUCUCUGCAUGGAAUGGAGCAGUUUCAGUAGACGAACUUACGAGGCAGGCCAAAGACAUGAAGGCCCCAAUGGAGGGAUAUGUCGAGGAUCUUCAUCAAGCAAUGAUGGGAGGUGGACAGGGGAGAGAAGGCGAGAGGAGAGCCGGUGAAGGAGACAUAUAUUCUUUUGAGCUCGCUCUGGAUUGCCUUCAACUCUCAUACCACAAAAAGUGUGACGGCGUCUCGGUGCGCUUGGGCUCUUUGAAGCUGCAGCCUGCUCCCCACCCGUUAGCGCUGACCCGGGAGAUGAUUGGCCAGGCGCUCAAACGCAACACUAACCUGGAGAAAGAAAACUUGCUGCUAUUGGAGGAGAACUGUAAACUAAAAGAGGAUCAUGCGCAAAUACUUCAAGAGUUGGAAUGUCAGGUUCAGGAUAAGGAGACAACGACAAGGGAACUUUACACCCGUUUCGUUAUGGUGCUCAAUGAGAAGAAGGCCAAGAUCAGAAGCUUGCAGGAUGCCCUCAGUCAACUCCAACCAACUACCAGCCUUCAGAAGAAUCAAAGAAACACGAUGUCAGAUGAACAUUAGCCACACCUCAAUGGAGUUUUCUACAUGUCUGUUGAAAAGCAGCGUAAUGAUUCCAAGACUUCACUCUUAGUCUGUCUGGCUUCCCCAACUUUUUUAAUGAGAAAAUCACAUCUCUUUAGGUGAAGAUGUCAGCCAAGACAGCAGAGCAGAGACAAUGCAGAGAAGCCAUCCAUCACUUGAA
Messenger RNA from Phycodurus eques (leafy seadragon), 980 nucleotides. RefSeq names its product DNA repair protein XRCC4-like. The coding region runs from base 113 to 799 and encodes 228 amino acids. The record is from RefSeq and is a predicted model, not a curated record. The transcript is spliced from 7 exons. Gene Ontology annotation, molecular function: DNA binding. Lineage: Eukaryota; Metazoa; Chordata; Actinopteri; Syngnathiformes; Syngnathidae. Gene Ontology annotation, cellular component: nucleus; DNA ligase IV complex; DNA-dependent protein kinase-DNA ligase 4 complex. Gene Ontology annotation, biological process: positive regulation of ligase activity; double-strand break repair via nonhomologous end joining; immunoglobulin V(D)J recombination.